AUGAUAUCGUAUGCAUAAGAAAUAGAGAAUGGGAAAGUCAAUUACAUGUUAUCCUAAGACGCUCAGGCAUAUUCUGCAUAUUAAGUAAUAGAAUAAGCCAGAAUUAAAAACACAUAGACAUGUUAACUGUCAAAUAUUACAAAGAGUUUGCUUCUUUAUCUAAGGACUAUUAACUUCCUACCCUAUUAAAAUGCUUUCAUUUUUACAAAUUUGAAACAUAGUUUUAUUUAGAAUUUAUAAUUCCAAAUUAUUAUACUUAUUUGUAAUUUUAUGAAAAUUGAAAUGAAAAACAGUUGA
Paramecium octaurelia is the source of this 297-nucleotide messenger RNA. The record is from the annotation of a GenBank genome assembly. NCBI's taxonomy places the organism in Eukaryota, Ciliophora, Oligohymenophorea, Peniculida, Parameciidae.